Messenger RNA from Anopheles nili, 4641 nucleotides. RefSeq names its product serine/threonine-protein kinase/endoribonuclease IRE1 (gene Ire1). Lineage: Eukaryota; Metazoa; Arthropoda; Insecta; Diptera; Culicidae. The record is from RefSeq and is a predicted model, not a curated record. Gene Ontology annotation, cellular component: IRE1-TRAF2-ASK1 complex. Bases 56 to 3499 code for a protein of 1147 amino acids. The transcript is spliced from 5 exons. Gene Ontology annotation, biological process: mRNA processing; IRE1-mediated unfolded protein response; intrinsic apoptotic signaling pathway in response to endoplasmic reticulum stress. Gene Ontology annotation, molecular function: ATP binding; RNA endonuclease activity; protein serine/threonine kinase activity.
UAAGAGUUCUAGAAACAAUUUCUGCUUGAUAUUGUUGCAACACUAAAACACCAGCAUGUAUGCAAAAGUGCAAUUGUUUGUGCUACUCCUGCUUGCGACGGCUCGCGAUUCUACCACCGAAAAGAAAAUUGCGUCUCCAUCGUUGUCUCAGCAACAGCAGCAGCAUGACUGCACUGCCGUUGCAAAGGAUGAGGAAACGAUGCUCGUUUUUUCCACCCUCGGGGGCGGAUUGACUGCAAUUGACCCGCUGACGGGAGAGACACGUUGGUCCAUCGCCGACGAACCGGCAAUCCGCGUACCGGCUCCGUCCGAUAUGUCCGCCCAUUAUCUGCCCGAUCCUCGAGACGGAAGCCUAUACCGAAUGAAUGGGCUAGAGGGCGGGCUUAAGAAGCUACCGUACACUAUCCCCCAGUUGGUGGCCAAUGCACCGUGCCGAUCGAGCGACGGGAUCCUGUAUUCUGGCAAGAAGAGCGACGUUUGGUUUCUGAUUGAUCCCAAAACGGGCCGGCGAGAAAAGGUUCUUGGUUUCGGCGGAGCGUCACCAGAAUCAUCCCCUCGGGAUGGUGGUGGACCGGAUUCUAUCGGUUGGGCGACAUCCCGUGCCGUGUAUCUCGGUCGGACGCAGUACACCGUCAUGAUGUACGAUAGCCAAUCGACCGAUCGGAACAGCAAACCAUGGAAUGUUACGUUUUUCGAUUACACGGCCCAUUCAAUGGCACCGGAUAUAACUAAAGAGUACGAGUUCCUGCAUCUCACCAGCAGCUCCUCUGGGCUGACGGCUACGUUUGAACAAAAGAAGGGAACUCCGAUGUGGCAGAAGGACCUCGCCAGUCCGGUGGUUGCCGUUUUUCUGCUAGGCUCCGAAGGGUUGCUGAGCGUACCCUUCCAGACCGUUUCGGACGACGUAUUACAGGAGAUAAACGAACGGGCUAAGAGUGGAAAUUUCGACGACAUGAAGCUAUUUGAAACCGUGUAUAUCGGUGCGGCAGGAAACAAUCUGUACGCAAUUCCGUCGCUAGUGGAUAAGAAUACUGCAACGAUUCCCUCGGAACCGUCCAUUAAUUUGCUCGGAGGCCCUUCGAAGAUUCGUCCGGCGCGGGAUCAUACUUCUGGUCAUGAGUUAAUAUCCAAAGCAUCUCGGCUCGGUGGAAAAAACGAAAACAUUAUUAUACUCGGCCACUAUCAAACGCCCAAGACGGACGACAGCAUCAAGCUUGACAUUGUGCCGAGCGGCCCAGCGUCGAUAGGUAAGGGAUUCUGGAAGCAUCAGGAACUGUCCACUAUGCUAGUUGGCGGGCCUUCCGGAAUUGGCUUAUCCAAGUUUAGCACGCAGAAGGAUACCCAUACCAUCGGGGUGCAAACGGAGGACAACGAGGAGUAUGGAGAAACGAAUGAGACGAGCUCCACGGAUCUACAGAGUAGUACCGAUUUUAUCCGAGCCUUGUUCAGUCGCCUGUACAUGGAUACGAAGCUGUGGCUCGAAUCACAGCCCAACAAACUACCCACGAUCCUGCUAAUUACGCUGUUCGGAAUGUUCAUCUUUGGGUUUUGGUACAUACAUCUGCAGAUGAAGGCAUUGCAAGAAAGCCAGGGUGGAUCUCAGACAAGCAACUCCAACCGCAGUGGUUCUGGCGGUAGCGGUGGAAGUGGCAGUGGUAGCUACAGCGAACCGAUCGACUUCGGGGACGGUGAAAUGCGCGUCGGAAAGAUACACUUUAACACGCAAAGCGUAUUGGGCAAGGGCUGCGAAGGAACGUUCGUUUUUCGUGGCACGUUUGAAAAGCGCGAAGUAGCGGUGAAGCGAAUUCUGCCCGGUUGCUUCACGCUAGCGGACCGCGAGGUAACCCUGUUACGCGAGAGCGAUGCGCACGAAAACGUAGUACGCUACUUCUGCACCGAACAGGAUCGCCAGUUCCGAUACAUCGCAGUGGAGCUUUGUGCGGCCACGGUGCAGGAUUAUGUCGAUGGUAAGCACACUUCAACGGUAACUGUGAGCUCUUCAGUGACGGUGGGAAUACUGCGUAAGAAAAUUUCUGCUCACGAUAUUCUGCAACAAGCGACGAGUGGUUUAAUGCAUCUGCAUUCACUCAGCAUCGUGCAUCGGGACAUAAAGCCGCAGAAUAUACUACUCUCGCUUCCCGACAAUCGCCAGCGGGUCCGAGCGAUGAUAUCGGACUUUGGAUUGUGCAAGAAGCUGAACUACGGCAAGGCGAGCUUCUCCCGCCGGUCCGGUGUGACCGGUACGGACGGAUGGAUUGCACCGGAGAUGCAGCGAGGCCAACGGGCCACCACCUCAGUGGACAUUUUCUCACUCGGGUGCGUGUUCUAUUAUGUGCUCUCGGACGGGUUCCAUCCCUUCGGCGAUAAUCUCAAGCGCCAAGCAAACAUUCUGUCGAACGAAUACGAUCUCGGUAUGCUGCGACGGGAAAACCCACUUCCCGAUUGCCGCACGGUACUGGCGGAAGAAAUCGUCAGCGAUAUGAUCCAUGUCGAGCCGAGCAAACGGCCAUCAGCACGAACGGUAGCAAACCAUCCGCUAUUCUGGAACAACGAGCGUGUUCUUGCGUUCCUGCAAGACGUCAGCGAUCGCGUGGAAAAACUAGAUGUUAUGACCGAGCCGUUGCGAUCGCUGGAGAAAAAUGCACGCUUCGUCGUACGGGACGAUUGGAGUCAGUACCUGGAUGCGGAGAUCACAAACGAUCUGCGAAAGUUCCGUGGCUACCAGGGCUACAGUGUGCGUGAUUUAUUACGUGCGCUUCGGAAUAAGAAACAUCACUACCAUGAGCUAACGGCAGAAAUGCAACGCGCGUUAGGUGCAAUUCCACACGAGUUCACUCGCUACUGGUUGAGCCGGUUUCCUCGGUUACUGUCCCACAGCUAUCACGCAUUAGCGGACAGCUCACGGGAGCCAAUAUUCCGGCAUUAUUAUAAUGCAAGCGAUGACACAGAACACGCUAGUGGAUCUUCCCACUCACUAACGAACGGGUUCCGGUUCUCUAAGCCGUCGUACUUCAACCGAGACGACAACGACAACUACGAGCUGAUCCGAUAUUACGAAGCUGCGCAAAUGAUGAAAAAUACAACCAAAAGCCCGAAGCGAAGACCGCCGCCUGGAGGUGAUGGCGUUCAGGAUGGGUCGACACCGGAUCGAAAACCUGGCUUAGGGGGACCAAACAAACGAGGAACGUAUAAUUUUAGCAAAUCGUCAAUGGGUCAUGGUGGUGGAUUUAUUACACGGCAACAAAUGCGAGACAGCAUGGAGUCUGGGCCUGCGAUGGAGGAUGGUAGAUCUUCUUCCACAGCAACAACCACCGGCAGUGAGGAGAAAGAAUCGCAAAACGUCGAUGGCGGUGUUUAUCAGAGGAGAAAAUACGCGUCUGGCAGUGGUGAUGUUCCUGCAAGUAAUCAGAUUAACCCCAUCAGACGGCGUGAGGUGCAAUCAAAGGUGACAUGGAAUUUAGAUUCCAUCGUAUCCCAGAACGGGAAUAGGAAUGAGUGAGUCCUUGCGGACCUUGUGAUAUGUUGGAUGUGUCUUUGGUUUGUUUGUUCCGGAAUGGUACCGAUCUUUCUUGUGGCUACGUGUGCUACAGAAGAAGAGUAUUGUUCUCAGCUGGAUCGUGAGGUUUGUGGCUUUAUUUUGCUGUUUUGCAUUCCAUUUGCUAGAUUUCAACGAGAAGGGUCUUCAGCGUACACAUUGAGGAAAAAUGUGGUGUGAAUGAUUUAAAUCAUUUAGUUUGCUUCGUUAUUGAUCAACAAUUGAAACAUUUUAAGAGCAUUGUGGAGCACGCAUUAGUGACAAUACCUUAGUUUUUUUAUAGGGCCAUUAAACCAUUCGAUGGUCUGUCCGUUUACUACCAGGUUUGAGUAAGUACAAAGGCGUGCUUAUCUUAUACCAACCUACUACUUUUUACUAUAUUUCUUAAUCCAUAUCGAUUACGCCACUCAACGAUCACGCAAAGGUUCAUUGUGGAACUGUUUGAAUGCCUGUAACGGAAGAUAACGCAAUGAGCAAAAAAACAUGCUAUUGCGACUAUGUCUGUGAUACCGUGUGGUAGCAUUUAAGUAAAUCAAAAGACAGCUAGUUUGUAAGUUCCAAAAACGCAUACUGUCGCACAGAAUGCACUUAUGAGCCACAUUUAAUAUUAAGCGAUAAUCUUCUACUGACAACGCAUGCACAUUAACACAUGCAUUAUGGGUAAGUACACCACGUGCAAUUACGCAAAUGAUACCGACUAGCAAAAUUUACACAUGAUUGGUACUAAUUUCAUCGAAACGAUAGGAAAAGAUUCUUUUUUUAAAUAAGUGCAAACAUCGAAGCCAAUAAGAAUGAACCUAUGUAAUACAGCCCUUUUCUCAUUACAUCUCUCUUGAUAUAAUUUCCCGUUGUAUAGAUGCAACUUGUAGAUUAAGUUUUGUAAGCAGAGAAUUCAAUUUCGUUGUCAUCUUGAAAGAAAAAUUACUUUGAGUUAAAGCGCUAUAUCCAUCAUAUGUUUGUUGAUGAAUAACCGAUUGGAUGAUAACCUGUUUUGAAAUGAAAGCUAGUUUGUGUUACCGGCAACGUAAGGCACGAAAUGGUAGCUAAUGGAUUAAUUUGCGUUGUUCCUUAUUCGUGUAAAUAAGGUUUGGAAAUAAAUUGUUGUU